Syngnathus acus (greater pipefish) is the source of this 2988-nucleotide messenger RNA. RefSeq names its product protein shisa-6-like. NCBI's taxonomy places the organism in Eukaryota, Metazoa, Chordata, Actinopteri, Syngnathiformes, Syngnathidae. Gene Ontology annotation, biological process: regulation of short-term neuronal synaptic plasticity; regulation of AMPA receptor activity. The record is from RefSeq and is a predicted model, not a curated record. Gene Ontology annotation, cellular component: AMPA glutamate receptor complex; postsynaptic membrane; dendritic spine membrane. The transcript is spliced from 9 exons. Bases 385 to 2082 code for a protein of 565 amino acids.
UUUGUCUUCUUCUUGUCCAGCCCGGAGGUGCGCGAACGGGAGGAGCGCCGGGCACGGCGCCAAGGGAGGAGAAAGGGAAGAGGCACCACCUGAAUGAUGACGUCCGAGAGAGAAAGAGAGAGAGACAGAGAGAGAGAGAGGAUGGAGGAGGGGAGGGUAGCGAGGGAGGGGUCUGCUCUCUCCUCCACUCCUCAUUCAGUUUGUUCAUCCGAGCAGUCAAGCCGCUGGCCAGGUCUCGGAGGCAGGAGCCCAAUCUCAAGUGCGCCCGCGCUCGGAGGAUGCAGCGGCGCGUGCCCGGAGGUUCCGGCGCGGCGCGCGUGCUCGGACCCGCGUUGAAGACGUCGGCGAGAAUCUCCCGGAAGUGAGUCCGCGGCGGGGCGCAGCAUGAAGCCCCUCCUGCCGCUGCUGCCGCUCUUGCCGCUCCUACUGCUGCCGGGCCCGUACGGGCGCUGCGCACCUGCCGACCGGCGGCACCCCAAGAACAACGGCGAGCCCCGGUGGGCGAGCGGGAGCACGGCCAUGCCAGUGUGGGCGGCAGCGACGCAGCUGCGGGCCCCCGCCCUCCAGCACGACACCUGCCUGGGCUACUACGACGUGAGCGGGCAGUUCGACAAAGAGUUUGGCUGCAACAACACGGACCACCGCUUCUGCUGCGGGAGCUGCUUCCUGCGCUUCUGCUGCGCGGAACGCGGCAAGCGGCUGGACCAGACAUUCUGCACCAACUACAACACGCCCGACUGGAUCAAGACACAGCCGCCCUCGCCCGCCCCCACCGGCGACACCUACGACCCCGAGCUGGAUCGCACCAACGCCACCGUCUACAUCAGCUGCGGAGUGGUGGCACUGGUGGUCGCCGUGGGGAUCUCCGCCAAGGUGGCCUACGACAAGGCCACCAAGAACCCCCAGGAGAUGAACGUGCACAGAGCGCUGGCGGACAUCUUGAUGCAGCAGGGCCCUGUUCCCAUUUCCCAAUACGAGCAUGACAACAUGGACGCCAUGAUGGAUGACUCGCCCAAAGACGGCACACCCGUCCGGACCGCCAAGAACAACUACACGCCCGUGCACGGCAAGUCCUCCAACCACGCAGGGCACUAUGGGAUGGAGGCCCUUCACAACGCCAGCGCCGACAUGCUCAUCUCGUCAGGCUUUGUGACACUCGGGCGAGGACACCUGAAAGCGCAGCAUUCCAUCGACGAGUCGCCGCAGAUGUCCUGGCAGAACGAGCUGGACCUCCCCAUGUCGUACGGGAACCACCAUCACCAUGACUACCAGCACAGCCACGUAGAUCUCACCGCCCUCACACCGAAGAUGGCAAACAGACACGCGCGACACGAGCGAGCAGCGCGGAGCAACAACAUCCUGACGGCGGCCACCGAGCCCUACGACCUGUCGCUAUCCAGAUCCUUCCAGAAUCUCAGCCACCUUCCGCCCUCCUACGAGCUUGCGCUCUCGUCUGACUUGAGUGACAAGGAAAUGGACGACUUCUACGCCAGGAAGCGUCACCACGCGGACUUGGGCGGCCGAGGCCACACCCACAUGGCCAAAUUGAACGCCGACCCGCCGUCGCAUCAUCACCAUCAUCACCAUCAUCAUCAUCAACAACAACAUCAACGUCAGCGUCCUCGUCGUGUCCAGCGCGCCAUGUCCCAGGACCACGUCCUCUCGCCGCCCCGGACGCCUCGCCGCGGGGACUAUGGUCUCCCCUCGUACGGCAACGGGGCCGCCGCCGCCGGGUACGGGGGCGCUCGCCACCCGUCGGAGGAACUGCUGCUGUCGGCCGAGCGCCUGCGCUCCCAGGAUACUUUGCUGUCUCCCGCCAUGCGCCGCGACAAGUUCCGGCAGAAAGCCAUGGCACGCGCCAUGUCACACGCCGACAUGCUGAUGCCCACCACGCCCGUCCAUGAGCGCCACCGCAUGGGAAAAAUGCUGUCAGAGCCUGGUGACGCCUACAACACGCUUGGUGUCAACACGCACGCCAGCACCGCCAAGAGGCAGGCCUUUGCUUCGCGCCGGACGCACACCGUGGACCACCUUCAGUUCAGCGCGGGACAUCAUCACGCGACCAACGAGGUCACCGUUUGACUGCAGAAGGACCACUUCCUGUUUCUGCUCAUCCACUUCCUGUUGCCCCCUAGAAUGGCGGCCAACAGCACCACAAGGGCUUUGUCGUGGCAAACCAUCUUCCAUUUUGGAACAUUCAUGCAACUGUGCAGAAGCGACGUCAUAUUUGUGUGCACACAGCCACGCAAACGCUAGCGAUGAUGUCAUCGAUACCUAAACGGCGAAUGCUAAAUGCUAAACGACGUCAUCUUUACUCUUUUAUUCUUAGCAUUCCUGUGGUCAGAGAAAUGCGAGCGAUAAUGCCAUCAUUCGCUAAAAUGCUCAUUCCCAAACAAUGCUAAAAUUCUAUUAUUUUGUUAUUUUGAUCUUUGAGUAGCAUCAUCAUCAAAGAUGACAUCGUCAUUAGCGUUCACGCGGUUACGCUCCAAUUUUGUAAAUACGCUUCUGUAAACACUCUUCCGCUCUUUCUUUCCUUCUUUCUCUAAUGUAGACUUUUGAAUAUCUAUAUAAGACUCACAUUUACGUGAAAUGUUGAUUUAUUAACGUCGCUACGAUCGGGGUCAUUCUGCGUCCAAGAGCUUGCGGAAAUAAUCAGAUCAACGGCGGCCGAUCAGACUCCUUCACAAUGUCGCCUCGUUUGUAUCAACCCACAUCUAAUUGAAUGGAUGGAUAAAAAAAAAAAAGUUUGUUUUUAUACCUACUGUGUGCGUGUGUGAGGAAUCUCUUACACCCUUUCCUCUUGUUUCCAGCCAAUCAGUUGCCAGAAUGUCCUCAGUUCCCAACUUAGUGUUCACUUGAUCUUAAUUCUUCUCUGACAAACUUCAAUAAAAUCCACUUCUUAGGUUUGGUGAUUGUUGAACUGAUUGACAGCUGUCAUGUCCACUUUUGUUUUAGAUGCAAUAAAACUGGAAAGUUUUGUUUGAUAUG